Molecule: messenger RNA, 1770 nt
Organism: Musa acuminata AAA Group (dessert banana)
Lineage: Eukaryota; Viridiplantae; Streptophyta; Magnoliopsida; Zingiberales; Musaceae
Product: ubiquitin carboxyl-terminal hydrolase 4-like
Exons: 6
Coding region: 301-1407 (368 amino acids)
Biological process (GO): protein deubiquitination
Cellular component (GO): cytosol; nucleus
Molecular function (GO): cysteine-type deubiquitinase activity
Source: RefSeq, a predicted model, not a curated record
AAAACUCGUCGAUCAAUCACGGUGACCUCGUUUCAGUCUCCGUCACUCUCGAUCAUUUCUUCUCCACCCAUCGCUCGCCAAUUCGUUUGGCGGCCUCGGAAUUCGCUUCCGGUUCUGCAUGAAUCCCCGCUUCGAGCCCUAGGAGCUCCAUCCUUCCCGCGAUCUCUCACGGUGGAUACCCCUUCGUCGACGGAGGAGAGGGGAACGGAGGCCGACAGGGGGUCGGAGAGGGCGCGCUCCGGUCUGGGGUCAGGGUUCCGGUACCUCACCGGGGUCGCCGGCGGCUGGUGGGAUAGGUGGAUGGUAAUGGGGGCCGCGGGUUCCAAGCUCGAGAAGGUCCUCGGCGACCAGUUCCCGGAAGGCGAGCGCUACUUCGGCCUCGAGAACUUCGGAAAUACUUGCUAUUGCAACAGCGUCUUGCAGGCUCUUUAUUUUUGCAUUCCUUUUCGGGAGCAGUUACUAGAUUAUUAUGCAAAUAACAAGAAUCUGGGAGAUGCUGAGGAGAACCUUUUAAUGUGUUUGGCUGAUCUAUUUUCUCAGAUUAGUUCCCAAAAGAAAAAAACUGGUGUUAUUGCUCCAAAGCGAUUUGUGUAUAGAGUGAAGAAACAGAAUGAGAUUUUCCGCGGAUACAUGCACCAGGAUGCUCAUGAGUUUUUGAAUUUCUUGCUGAACGAACUUGUUGAUAUUCUUGAAAAAGAGUCUAAUGCUUUAAAAAGUCCCCCGGAGGCCUUGUCACCGUCUGAAAAGAUUAGCAAUGGACCAAGCCAUCCUGUGAUGAAUGGUGUCAGAAAAGAGCCAAUUGUUACGUGGGUUCACAAGAACUUUCAGGGCAUAUUGACUAAUGAAACACGAUGCUUAUGUUGUGAAACUGUCACCGCAAGGGAUGAGAUGUUUUUUGACUUGAGCCUUGAUAUUGAGCAAAAUAGUUCUAUAACAAGCUGCCUCAAAAACUUUUGUUCGACAGAAACUUUAAAUGCUGAGGACAAGUUUUUCUGUGAUAAGUGCUGCAGUUUGCAGGAAGCACAGAAGCGAAUGAAGAUCAAGAAGCCACCACAUAUCCUUGUGAUCCACCUCAAACGCUUUAAGUACAUGGAGCAGCUUGGCCGGUACAAGAAGCUAUCCUACCGUGUUGUGUUUCCCAUGGAGCUGAAACUUAACACGGCCGAGGAUGCAGACUCCGAGUACAUUCUUUUUGCAGUUGUUGUCCAUGUGGGGAGCGGCCCCAACCAUGGUCACUAUGUCAGCCUCGUCAAAAGCCACAACCACUGGUUGAUGUUCGAUGAUGACAACAUCGAAAUGAUUGAUGAAUCGACCGUGCAGACAUUCUUUGGGUCCUCUCAGGAGUACCCAGGCAACACAGAUCAUGGUUACAUCUUAUUCUAUGAGUGUCUUGGUGGAAAGAGUUAGAGAGCUAGCCUGUUGUGAACAAUGAUUUCUUGGGUGUUUUCUACCUUCAAAAGCUCAUCCCAGUGUUCACUUGAUGGAACAAACAGUAUUGUGGGGUGCGAUAUUUUAGGUGGAAAAGCAGUGUACAGUAGUAGAUGGUGGUGGAAACAAAUAGCCCGUUGGUUCAAAAGAAUAAAACAGAAAUGUAGGUGGGUGGUGAGAGCUUUAGGAACAACUCUUGUAUUCUUUUCCUUGUGGGCAUGGAUAAAUAGAAGAUAGAGGAUUCGUUUCUCCCACUGCUCAUUGUUGUUUGUGUAGGCCUGCCUGUACAAUAACAUGUCUGGUGACAUAAUUGAGCCAAUAAAUGCUUGUUUUAUCACGUUA